CACUUAAGCACUUCGUUAUCGAUCGCUUUUAAUAACAUAAGAAGAACGUUUAUAUUAAAAUUAUAUAAAAUGGCAAAUAGGUGUCUUCUAGUAUUCGUUUGCCUCUGCAGCAUUGCACUGAUCGCUGCCUUACCACUGCAAGAUGACUCGCAAUUGCCACAGCAAGGACACCCACCAGUGUUGGUCCGCCAAGUGCGUACACCCGAUGGUGGCAGCGUUGGUGUCGAUGUGAACCAGGAUAGCGCUUCAGCUCAUUACAAUCAAAAUAUCUACAGCAGCGAUGAUGGCAAUUUGAAGGUGGACGCCGCUGCACAAGCCACUCAUGAUUUCCAUAACAAUGACAAUUCCUACAGCGGCUCAAUAUCUGGCUCAUAUAGUUGGUAAAUUGAUGUUGACAAAAUGUAAAAAUAUUUUAUGAGCAAUUAAAGUUUAAUAUAUGUGCACAAUAU
Messenger RNA from Bactrocera oleae (olive fruit fly), 449 nucleotides. RefSeq names its product elevated during infection (gene edin). Lineage: Eukaryota; Metazoa; Arthropoda; Insecta; Diptera; Tephritidae. The record is from RefSeq and is a predicted model, not a curated record.